GCCUUUUGUCCUCGCUCGCUCUCAAACAACUCUCGGUCUUUUGAUUUUCAAAACUCAAAACCAGAAAACUCAAAGGACCCAGAAGAGAAGAGACAUGGGCUGUGUGUCUUCCAAUCUGCUCAACCACGACGACGACUUUACCCAACUCGGAAGCUCUGCACUGAGUCACCACAUCGUUUCUCUCACCUCCACUACUUAUGGCCUCCUUACUCUUGACCCCCCACCACCUCAAUCAACCGCCAGCCCCCCACCAACAACCCCUUUAACCCCACCUUCUCGGUUCACCCUCGGCUCCGUCUUCUCCGAACCCAAGUCCCUUUGGUCUGAUCCCAGGCCCCCGCUACUCCGCUCUGGCCCAACUGAGGUCAUCAACUCUUGGGAACUCAUGGCCGGCCUCGAGUACACCGCUGACAGUUUCCGCUUCUUCAAAGACCUUAACAACGCCAACAAAGAGAACUCAAACCCUAAUCGUAAUCACCGUACCCACUCCGAGUCAAACAGUUUUCUUAAGCCUUUGAACGGCAACGUUCCAAGACCUUCUUCGGUCCUGGACAAGUUCGAGAGAAUAUGCCCACCCAACGGAGAGAACAGAGUGGUGAUCUACACGACGACGUUGCGAGGCGUGAGGAAGACUUUCGAGGCGUGCAAUGCAGUGAGGGCUGUUAUGGAAGGGUUCGGCGUGUUGAUCUCCGAGCGAGAUAUAUCCAUGGACCGUGGAUUCAGAGAACAACUGAGGGAGCUGAUGAGAGGGAAAGUAGAAGCAAUGGUGCCUCCGAGAGUGUUUGUGAAGGGGCGGUAUGUGGGUGGAGCUGAGGAGGUGUUGAAAAUAGUAGAGGAAGGGUGGCUUGGCGAACUUCUUGAAGGGAUGCCCAAGAAAAGAGGUCCGGGUGUGUGUGAAGGGUGUGGGGACGUGAGGUUCUUGCCGUGUUUCCGAUGCAGCGGGAGCUGUAAGAUGGUGAUGGUGGAGAAGGAGGAAGUGGGCCAAAGACAAGGAAGGACUGUUGUGGUGAGGUGUCUUGAUUGUAAUGAAAAUGGCUUGGUUCUCUGCCCUAUCUGUAGCUGAUCUGUUUGGAUCUUGUAUCUAAGUCUAAUCUACUCAGAGUAAGAUUUCGCAAUUUCGCAGAUUCUAGUUUGUGCUGAAACGAUGAUCUUAUAUGCUGUAUUUUGGUUUAUCUGUAAGGCAGAGUAUGUUCAAUAUGAUGUUGAAUAAUAGAAAAUAAAGCACAGUUAUUGA
Juglans microcarpa x Juglans regia is the source of this 1234-nucleotide messenger RNA. RefSeq lists its product as uncharacterized. Bases 95 to 1063 code for a protein of 322 amino acids. The record is from RefSeq and is a predicted model, not a curated record. The transcript has a single exon. NCBI's taxonomy places the organism in Eukaryota, Viridiplantae, Streptophyta, Magnoliopsida, Fagales, Juglandaceae.